AUGAUGGAGGGUGAUACCAGUGUUCACGCCAUCUAUAAAAAGGAUCCUGAAGAGUGGAUGCAGUUUGUGUAUAAACAAGUCACAGUUCUGGAUGAGGGUGGGGCAGAACAUACAGGCUGGGUGUUUACUAUAGACCCAGUUUCAGAAACCAUUGUCCUGGCUCAGUUUGAUCAAGAUGGCAACGUUAGCGUUGACAUCAUUAAAGGCAGCACUGUGUCAAAGAUUACUGUUAUCAAUAACAAUACAGAACUGUAUAGAGUUCAACUUGAUCAGCUGUUCAGGCCAGCUUCAGCCUUGGCUUUGACCCCUGACGAAAUGAAGAGAAGACAGCUCUUGCUAAAAUCAUGGCUGGAAAAGAAUCGGAUUCCAGUUACAGUUGAUGGAGACAUUUUGACAAUUGCAGAUGCUCUCUUUAUUGAGCCACCAUAUGGGUUUGAAAACUGCCGCAGUACAAAUGAAAUUGUGCUGGGAAGAAUUCAAGGCUUGAUAAAAAAUAUGCCUGAAGAUCAUGACACAUGGUGAUAAAUGUCGCAUGUAGAUUCCUACUUCAUUUUCAUACAUCUGCAAUUAUUUUCGCCAAAGUUGUCAUGAAAUAUAUCAGCCUCUGGUCAUAUAUAUCAAAACAUAUUGUUGUCAUAUAUUAUAACGUUUUAUUACGUCAAUUUUUUUCAAAAGAGAACAUGCUGUUCAUCUGAGCCAGUGUUGAAAAGAACAGGGCAUCUGGGUUCUGGUUCCCCUAAAUGUGUCAGCUUCAUACUUGUGCUUGUAGGUUUCAUAAAAGUGGUAACUAAAUACCUGAGUGAGUGAGUGAGUUUCUAUUUAACGUCACAUCGGCAAUAUCUCACUCAGUCAUAUCGUGACGAAAAUACCUGAGAGUACUUAUUAUCCAUAACCCGUGAUGGUCCGGGAUAGAAUUGAUCUUCAGUAACCCAUGCUGGUCGUAAGAGGCGACUAACAGGAUCGGGUGGUCAGGCUCGCUGACUUGGUUGACACGUCAUCGGUUCCCAAU
Molecule: messenger RNA, 1009 nt
Organism: Haliotis rubra (blacklip abalone)
Lineage: Eukaryota; Metazoa; Mollusca; Gastropoda; Lepetellida; Haliotidae
Product: gem-associated protein 6-like
Exons: 1
Coding region: 1-522 (173 amino acids)
Biological process (GO): spliceosomal snRNP assembly; spliceosomal complex assembly
Cellular component (GO): SMN complex; nucleus
Source: RefSeq, a predicted model, not a curated record